AUGCUUAUUCUCGGUUUAACCGGUGGUAUUGCUACAGGUAAAACAUCAGCUAGUGAGUAUUUUAAAUCACAAGGUAUUUCUAUUGUGGAUGCUGAUUUAAUUGCUCGUCUUGUUGUUGAACCUGAUAAACCUGCUUAUUAUAAUAUAUUAAAACAUUUUGGUCAUUUCAAUAUUCUUGAAUCAAAUAGUCGAUCUAUAGAUCGAAAACGUUUAGGUGAAAUUAUUUUUACUAAUGAGCAAAUGCGUAAACAAUUAAAUAAAUGUACACAUGGUUAUAUUCGUCGUGAAGCUCUGAAACAACUCAUAAAAUAUUUUUUUCAAUUAAAACCAAUUGUUAUAUGGGAUGUACCACUUUUAUUUGAAGUUGGUCUUAAUCGAUAUUUAUCACAUACAUUAGUUAUAUCAUGCGAUCAAACAAUUCAAUUAGAUCGUUUAAAAAAACGUGAUAAUAUUAAUGAUAAUCAACAAGCAUUACAACGUAUUAAUACACAGAUGAGUUUAAAUGAGAAAUGUCGACGAGCACGUUAUGUUAUUGAUAAUAAUGGUACAAAAGAUAUAUUACAUAAACAAUUAAAAGAUUUUUUAUUAACAAUGCAACCAAAUCAAUUCAAUACUAUAACAUGGUUUAUUAUACUUUGUAUACCAAUGUCAUUUAUUUAUGGUAUUCUUCGAUUUUUGGAUUUAUUGGAUGAAAUUAAAUAUCGAAAUAGAUGA
Messenger RNA from Rotaria sp. Silwood1, 714 nucleotides. The record is from the annotation of a GenBank genome assembly. NCBI's taxonomy places the organism in Eukaryota, Metazoa, Rotifera, Eurotatoria, Philodinida, Philodinidae.